Messenger RNA from Zeugodacus cucurbitae (melon fly), 1229 nucleotides. It is a transcript of the gene fsd, whose product is annotated as transmembrane protein 183. Gene Ontology annotation, biological process: regulation of protein stability. Lineage: Eukaryota; Metazoa; Arthropoda; Insecta; Diptera; Tephritidae. The record is from RefSeq and is a predicted model, not a curated record. The transcript is spliced from 2 exons. Gene Ontology annotation, cellular component: SCF ubiquitin ligase complex. Bases 129 to 1148 code for a protein of 339 amino acids.
GCAGCCCUUAGUCAACCGACUACCGUUACACAGCUGAUCAGUCGCCAAAAGUUUAAGUUAUAAAUAAUAAUAAAUAAAAACAAAUAGGACUCGCAAUCUGUAAUUAAAUAAUUCCUUGCAGAUGAAAAAUGAUAGGUGAUGACAUUGCUGAUACUGAAGAUGAAACAGUUGUGAUUCAAGAAAAGUUUAUAAGAACGAAAGGAAAAUGUAAAACGCAUUUACGUCCGAAUGAUAUAUUCCUUGAAUUAAAAUUAAAAGACCGUACCGGUAAAUGUAGAGGAGCAGGAAGAGUGGAGUUGGAACUUCCAAGUUCAAUGGAACGAAGUUGCAAUGAUAAACCACCAGAGGUGUACAACACAGUACAUGGUGAUAUAUGGUAUCAUAUUUCGGACCACAUUCCACCUGAAUAUGUUCAAACUUUCGCUUUAAUAUGCCGUCAAACGGCAGACCUUGUUAAUACACAAAGAUUUUGGAAAAAGAUUUACAAAAGCUAUUGCCUGAAAUCAGAUGCUAAUACUAAUUGGAUACUCACACUACCUGAAUAUUUGCAAGCGCACAACGUACUGAACUGCGAUAUGGCUACGAUGCGUGCUCGUGUAGUGGAAUCACUCUUCUUAACAUAUCCACCAUUAUCAGAACGUAUUGCCAAAGGAUAUUCUCUCGAUAAGCUAAUUGGACAUUCUUACGUAUCUUCAUGGCACGAACAGGAGGAUUGUGUAUGGAUAAUGUGUUACAAAUUUCGCAACAAAAACAUAGCUGAAAUCAAAGGAUCCCAUGAUUUCAGUGAAUUUCUCGCAAAUGAUUGUGAAACCAAUGACUGGGAGGCAUUAGCGGAAGGCAAUAAAUUACGGUGGAAAUCAAAAUAUAAAUCUUCUCAAAAACACAUAAAUGAAGGUGUAAGUUUGCUGGUAAUACGUUGCGACCGUUUUAUACCAUUUCCCAGUCAACUUCUGUAUGAAAGUGGAGGAUCACGUGUAAUGUUGUUAGGCACUCGACAAAUGCUUGCUAAGGACAUGAGGGGUAUGAACUUAGAAUUAGAUUUUGGAGACUCUUCAAGUAAAAUUAUUACUACUGUGAAAUAUCCCAAAGUUGUAAGCGUUAAAGCUUAUCCUUGGUGGCACCCCGAUUUUCGUAAAUAUAUGAAGUAAAUGUUGUUAAAGAGGUUGAGUAAAGUGAAUUGGUAUUUUUGGCUGUUAAGAGUUUUUUAAUAAAAGUGCGAUAAUACAUAA